Messenger RNA from Phytophthora sojae, 2227 nucleotides. RefSeq lists its product as hypothetical. Lineage: Eukaryota; Oomycota; Peronosporomycetes; Peronosporales; Peronosporaceae. Gene Ontology annotation, cellular component: mitochondrion. The record is from RefSeq and is a predicted model, not a curated record. The transcript is spliced from 2 exons. The coding region runs from base 22 to 2184 and encodes 720 amino acids. Gene Ontology annotation, molecular function: cobalamin binding; metal ion binding; methylmalonyl-CoA mutase activity.
UACCCGGCGCAGUGGCUCAAGAUGGCCACCAAGGAGCUCAAGGGCAAGGAUCCGACCACGCAGCUGCUCUGGAAGACGCCCGAGGGCAUCCCCAUUAAGCCCCUGUACACGCAGGGCGACCUGGAGGGGCUGGACGUCGCGCAGGCGCCCGGCACCUUCCCCUUCACGCGCGGGCCCUACGCCUCCAUGUACACGGCCAAGCCCUGGACCGUGCGCCAAUACGCCGGCUUCAGCACGGCCGAGGAGUCCAACGCCUUCUACCGGAAGAACCUGGCGGCCGGCCAGCAGGGCCUGAGCGUGGCCUUCGACCUGGCCACCCACCGCGGCUACGACUCGGACCACCCGCGCGUGCACGGCGACGUGGGCAUGGCGGGCGUGCCCAUCGACUCGAUCGCCGACAUGAAGGUGCUGUUCGACGGCAUCCCGCUGGACAAAAUGUCCGUGUCCAUGACCAUGAACGGCGCCGUGCUGCCCAUUCUGGCCAUGUACAUCGUCACGGCCGAGGAGCAAGGAGUGGACCAGAAGCUGCUGUCGGGCACCAUCCAGAACGACAUCUUGAAGGAGUUCAUGGUGCGCAACACCUUCAUCUACCCGCCGGCGCCCAGCAUGCGGAUCAUCCAGGACAUCUUCGGAUACACGUCCGAGUACAUGCCCAAGUACAACUCCAUCUCGAUCUCGGGCUACCACAUGCAGGAAGCUGGCGCCGACGCGCGGCUCGAGCUGGCCUUCACGAUCGCCGAUGGCAUUGAGUACGUGAGGGCCGCGCAGGCUGCGGGCCUCGACGUGGACGCCGUGGCCCCGAGACUGUCGUUCUUCUUCGCGAUUGGAAUGAACUUUUACAUGGAAGUGGCCAAGCUGCGCGCCGCGAGGAAGCUCUGGGCCAAUCUGAUGAAGGAGAAAUUUGAGCCGAAAAACGUCAAGAGUCUGCUGCUGCGUACGCAUUGCCAGACGUCCGGAUACUCGCUGACUGAGCAGGAUCCGUACAAUAACAUCAUGCGGACCACGGUGGAGGCCAUGGCUGCUGUCAUGGGCGGCACGCAGAGUCUGCACACGAACGCUCUGGAUGAGGCGCUGGGUCUACCGACGGAGUUCAGCGCUCGCUUGGCUCGUAACACGCAGCUAGUGCUGCAGGAGGAGACCGGUAUCCCGCGUGUGGCUGAUCCGUGGGGUGGCUCGUACCUCAUGGAGACGCUGACGCAGGAGCUGUACGAUGCAGCCUUGUCGGUCAUCAACGAGGUGGAAGAGAUGGGUGGAAUGGCCAAGGCGAUUGAGUCCGGCAUGGCGAAGUUGCGGAUCGAAGAGAGCGCCACGAAGAAGCAGGCGCGCGUGGACUCGCGUGAGGAGACCAUUGUGGGCGUGAACAAGUACGUGGUGGAGAACCCAGACACGGUCGACGUGCUAACGAUCGACAACACGGCGGUGCGCAAGAAGCAGAUCGCGCGCAUCAAGGAGACCAAGGCCAACCGCGACGAGGCUGCAGCUCAGGCUUGUCUGCAGAAGCUGCGUGAUUCCGCUGCGCUCACGGAAAGCACGGGUCCUGGUAAACACCCGAUGAACCUGCUGAAGCUGUCUGUGGAUGCGGCACGAGAUCGUUGCACGGUGGGUGAGAUUUCAGAGGCGUUGGAGGACGUUUGGGGUCGGCAUAUCCCGAAGAGCUCCGUUGUGUCGGGCGCGUACCGUAACGAGUACAAGCACAACGACGAGGCUGAAGCUGAAUACAACGAAGUUGUCAAGGAGAUUGAGGACUUCGCGGAGCGCUUCGGUCGUCGUCCUCGCAUGCUAAUCGCCAAGAUGGGCCAGGACGGCCACGACCGUGGCGCCAAGGUUAUUGCAUCGGGAUACUCGGACAUGGGUUUUGAUGUUGAUGUGGGGCCUCUGUUUUCGACACCGGAGGAGACGGCUCGUCAAGCUGUGGAUGCAGAUGUGCACUGCAUCGGGGUGAGCUCGUUGGCUGCUGGUCACAACACGCUGGUGCCGGCGCUAGUUGAAGCGCUGAAGAAGGAAAGUGCAGAGCACAUCUUGGUGAUCUGCGGUGGAGUCAUCCCGCCCAAGGACUACCAGUUCCUGUACGACGCAGGCGUGGGCGCCAUCUUUGGUCCGGGGACGCGCCUCCCUGUGAGCGCCCGCGAGACGCUGCGUGCUAUUAUCAAGAAAUCAGAAGAAAACGCAGCCAAGGGCUUGUAGUCGCCGCGAAGGAGAUAGCAACCAGAGGAACAAGACCCGAUUU